This is a messenger RNA of Botrytis fragariae, 1602 nucleotides long. RefSeq names its product putative epoxide hydrolase protein. Gene Ontology annotation, molecular function: epoxide hydrolase activity. NCBI's taxonomy places the organism in Eukaryota, Fungi, Ascomycota, Leotiomycetes, Helotiales, Sclerotiniaceae. The record is from RefSeq and is a predicted model, not a curated record. The transcript is spliced from 3 exons. Gene Ontology annotation, biological process: epoxide metabolic process. The coding region runs from base 1 to 1602 and encodes 533 amino acids.
AUGGAAAUGGGAAGAAGCGCGGCACUUCCUAGUGUUGCGGAGCAUGCGCAUGAGAGAGAGGCUACGGGAACGGGGGUAGCGGAAGAGGUGAUAAAGAAAUAUAGAGUUCAUGUUAGUUCGAAAUAUCUUGAUCUAACAAAGAAGAAAUUGGAAUUGACGCGAUUGCCGCACGAAAGGCGAGGGGAAGAGGAGGGCAAAAGUGGAGGGGAUGGCGAGAGUGAGCAAUUGAAUGAAGAGGGUGUGGUGACCAAGAAGGAGAUUGAGGGCUUGGUUGAUUAUUGGCUAGAAAACUAUUCCUGGCGCACAAGGGAGAAUUAUUAUAAUUCCACAUACCCGCAAUAUCGCACUACAUUCACGAUUCCGAAGUCUAACACCAAUGCUCCAGAAGGCUCGAGUCAAUCGCUACGCAUUCAUUUUAUACACAUACGCAGUUCUCGCGCAAAUGCAGUUCCGCUAUUGUUGGUUCCAAGUUUUCCGAACAGCAAUUUGAGUUUAGAUAUAGAAGGGUUGAGUAAAGAGUUAUGCGAGCCAGAGAUUUUGGGAGAGGACGUUCAAGAAUACGGAAUCGGACAGAGACGGGGACAUAAACAAGCUUUUGACGUUGUGAUACCAUCAAUACCAGGCACGGGAUUCAGCGAUGAGAUACCUGGAUCUAGAGCAGAUGUUAUGGGGGAGACAGCUAGAUUAUUUGGGCAAUUGAUGAAAAGGUUAGGUUAUGAAAAUUAUAUUGCAUCAAUGAUGGGGUCUGGGCGAGAGAAGGGUGGGGAAGUGGAUUAUCAUCUAGGCAGAGGGAUUGGUGACCUGGAAGGUUGUAGAGGUGUGCAUUUGAUCGAACCAAGAUGGGGAGUUCCGACUGUGAAAGAAGGAGUUUGGGAUUGGGUAAGGUGGAAGGUGGCAUUAUUUUUUCACGCGGGAGUUUGGGGGUAUGAAGAAGGGGAUUGGAGGAACUUGAGUUUGCAGAUGAGGAAAAAGGAACAUAGAAGCCCGACGAGAAUUUCCUUGUUGAGUGGGAAGAAGAGGAGAAUGGGAUAUGGAGCCGUUACGAGUAUUGGCUUGAGAGAACCAGAUGCAAUAGCUUACGCGCUUUGUGAUUCUCCAGUCGGCCUAUUGAGUUUUGUUGCAACAGCGCUCAAGAAGAAGAAUCCGAAGCAUCAAUUGAGCAAAGAGAAAAUUAUCGAUCUUUGUCAAUUAUGUUGGUUGCCUGGACCUGAAGCCUCGUUGCGAUAUUAUGCAAACGCAAUACAAGAAAGUGAGCAGUCAGAAGGAGAAAAGAGGAACCGCAAAAGACAAAGGGUAGCAAUAACGGUGUUUAAUGGAGAUGAAGGUUCUGUUGGAUAUAGUCCUCCUGCUUGGGGAAUGGGCAUACACGAAAUUGUUUUCGUUCAAAGGGUUAGUGGAAAGGCCGGACUUUUGGAAUGGGAGAGAUCGAAUGUUAUCUUUGAGGGUAUUCGUGGCUUGGCAAAAGAGGUAAUAAGAUUGGAUGACAAAAUUCAGCUGCGAAGAUUGGAAGGAGUAGUUGUUGAUGGGGGAUUGGAACAUCUUGAAUCCAGUCAUGGUAUGCAACUAGAUGUUGAGAGUCCGGAUACAAUUGUUGCAGGUUAA